UCUCCAUAACUUUGUACAGUCAGAUCAGAGAGAGAGCGACGCAAGCCGAAGUCCAGCGGGACGGGCUGAACUCCUCCACUUCAGGAUGUUUUACUGGGACUCUUACCUCAUAUCCGACUGUCGGCCCGCGGAGUACAGGCGGACACUUUGGAAAUAGCACGCUUUGGGAAAACUUUUGGCGGCUCUCUUUGCUAAUUUGGGAAUUGCUACUUGAGCAGACGGUUGCGGAGGUUAGCCGACGAAGCUAACGGGACUUGAAGUAAGAUAAUAAGUGCCAUUCAGCUGGGCUGUUCAACCUGGGACCACAUUCAGCUCCUUCUGUCAGAACCAGAACCUUCGUAGUACAGCAUGAAUAACAAUGUGCAGAACAUAAUUUGCAUAUCACUGCUGUUAUCUGAUAAGGGCGAUUCGUGAUUCGGCCGCUUCAGAAACCAAAAAUACUACUAUGAGGUUGUUGGGAAAUUUACCGAAGCAGGUGUAUUAUUAAGCCGUGACUCUUUAAUGUUGCAAAGAAUGUCCCACUCGGAAAGUUCCAGUUCAUCUUUCGGUUUGGAGGACCCGCAGUGGCUAUGCAUGGUCACCCUGUUCGUCGCAUCCCUGGUUACGCUGGCUCUGUACUUCAUACAGUAUUUCCAUCCCGGGCUCAUAGGAAGCAGGCAGAGAGCAGCAGCGGAGGACAAUGCGGCGGCGGAGGAGGAGGAAGCGGCGGCUCUGCUGGGAUGGGCGCUGUCAAAGCAAAGCUGGAAAAGCCAAUGGCGGGGAGCGUGGUGCAGGGCUUUGAAUGAAGAGGCAACCAAGCGUGGGGGCGAUCUGCUGUUGACGUUUGAAGAAGAUGGCGUCGAGGCACCAGAACUCACCGUCAGCGCCGUGUCCGGCUUUCAGAAAUCAGCCACAAACAAGGCCGCCUCCUGCAGCGUGGUUGGAGAGAAGCUUCAGUUCUCUCUCAGCGCAGCAUCCUCGGCCGGAGUGGAUCCUUGCAAAUAUACGGCAUGCAUAGCUCCAGUAGAGCUGCAGCUUCAGCUAAGCAUGCAGGAAGUCCAAGAUGAGAUCAAGGUGAGCUGGGAAGUGUCCCGUUUGGACACUGAGGGCCUGCACGUGACCCCCGACCUCACACAGGAUGCUGCAGCGGCCGUUAAGGACCAGCUGAGGCAGCUGCUGUGUGCGACUCGUCCCUCUGUGCUGCUGAGCUGCAGGCCUGCUCAGGCCUCACAGCGCAAGGAAGCUCACAACAAAGUGCUGUCGCCGCCAAAGCCCCCGCGCGCCCACGAGUGGAAGCUGCUUGUGAAAAACACUCGGGUCACACUCAGUCAGGAGGAAGAUGCUGCAGGCAGCGUGAAUCCUCUGUGUGUGCUGCAGCUGGACGAUCCCCCCCAGAGGUUUAGCACCUCUGUUUUGAAGAACACAACCAAUCCCACCUGGGAGCAGCCAUUCGUCUUUGAGCUGAACGGUCGAUCAAAGGAGCUUUCUGUUCAGUUGAUGAAUGAUGGUCAACCUCCGGAGAGUUCUCUACUAGGGAAGGUGUGUGUGCCUUUUGAUCUCGUGACGAAGCAACCCAAAGGACAGCAGACAUUUGCACUUAAGACCAAAGACUCUGUGACUGGAUCACUUACUACUGAGUUUACCUAUCUAGAGCCCAGUGAUGUGAGGUCCUGGCAACCGCCAACUCCAGCUGCCAGUAAGAGGGUGGAGAUGGACCGGACCGUGAUGCCCUGCGGCACCGUGGUCACCACCGUCACCGCUGUGAAGAGCAAGCCAGGACGACCUCUCCCACUCAACAACACUGUUUCUGUCUCGUCAGAGCCCGCCCUGAAGACGGUCGACAGCAAGGCCAAGCUAGCCGAGCGCCGGGUUUCAGAGCAGGUGUCCCCGCUGGGCGGCCCGGUGAGCAAGGCCUUAUCGUCCUCCGAUACGGAGCUGCUCAUGCUCAACGGGACUGACCCGGUGGCUGAAGCAGCGAUCAGACAGCUCCAUCAGUCUGCCAAGCAGAAGCUCAAAUCGCCGGUGAAGAAGAGCACCAUCAUCAUCUCAGGCAUCGCCAAAACGCCUUUGUCUCAGGAUGACGAACUCGCUCUGAUGGCGGGCUACGCGGCACAGAUGGACGCCUCGAUGUCGGAGAGUAGCUCCACCCAGGACGUGACCACGGCAGUCGCGUCGGGUACCAGUAGCGUUCCUGAGGGGUCUGAGCCCCAGGAGGGCCCCACCGGAGUCGGCCGGCCCCCAGAAGACUGGGAGAGUCAAACUGAAGAAGUGCUAGAUAACACGUCGUUGUCCAUGUGUGUGUCUGAGGCGAGCUGCAAGAAAAGCAGAGGGAGCUUCCUUCAGAAGAGCGCCAAGCUCUUCUUCCGGCGUCGCCACCAGCGCAAAGAGCCGGGGAUGAGCCAGUCGCACAACGACCUGGCUUACCUCGAGUCUCCGGCCGCAGUGGAGCGGGCCAGCAGGACCGCCACGCUUAGCCGCAUGCUCGUCCGCCACAGCAAGAGCAGCAAGAACAAGAGCAAAGCUAACGGCUCGACUCCCUUGGGGGAUCCGCACAUGUGACCUCAGCCUCUCUCACACCUACCAUCAUCCCCUCCAUGUUAAAGAUGCACUGGCACAACAUCAAGGCUAACCUUGCUCCCCGCUAACGCCUAGCCUGCAGACAGGAGCCGCUGCACUGUGAACAGGAAGGCUGGGACAGCCUUUCCUUGUGACGUUCAACAUAAGUACUUCCUGUAAAGAGCUGACAUUUUACAAACUGCAUGAGUUUACACGUGAACCUGUCCAGGGUCGUCGGCCGGUAUCAUUUAGCUUGGUUUCUUUUCAUCUAUUUUUUUUUCUUUUUUAUACUGCAGUCGGGAAUAUUAAGUGCUUUUACGGCCCCGUCACCGACCGAUUGGGACCGAUGCGGGCCGUCUUGUCUUUACCUCACCGACGCAGAAAUUCUCCCUGCUGUACGCCGCUGGGUUUCCUACGGCGGAUCAGCAGCACCAAAGAUGAAGAGCAGAGCGCUGCUUGGAUGAAUCGCAGAGUCGAGUAACUUGAAUUGACCGUGCGAUGACACGGUUAAAAUUGUUUGCAAAGGGAGAUCAGCAUCAACAGAUCCCGACUUUAACACUAACGUUACAAUAUGAACGGGUUGAUAUUGAUAUUGACAAAUCAUGAAAUUUGUCUUUCAAUAUGCAUUUGCAGUGGAUGCAAAAUCUCUUACAACCCACCUCCCUUUUUUUAACUUAUUUUCUCUGAAUGAAAAGGAAAUGUGAUGAUGAUGAUGAUGAUAAAUCUAGUGUAGCAUGAGUAAGACAUUAAUUUGCAAUCUAAACAUGUUUCACAAGUGAGACCUAACUACACUGAAAGCAUUGCGUAAAGCAGUUUUCUUUUUACAAAAUUAGCUGUUUCAGUUGAAUUAUUGGUUGUAGAGAGGUUAUGUUAUCGUGUACCACUAGCUUUUAUCACAGCAGCAUGCGUCCAGCUCGCUGUGAUAAUUUAUGUCUAGUCUUCCUAAAAAAUUCCUCCGGUUCACUACUGGUGUCAGUGGUAGGCCUGUCGCAGUAACAAAUUUUGCCGAGCGUUUAACUGCCUCAAAUAUUAUUGCGAUAAACGAUAAUAUUGUUUGAAGACCAUUUUAAACUGAUGUAAUGGUAAUGGCAUAAUAAUGCAAGAGAUAUCAUGCCAAAAAUAAGUACACUUUAUUUUUAAAAGAACAUUUAACACUGGAACUGGUAGACAACAUAAACCAAAGUGGAAAUAAAAACUACAUUCAACCAAAAGAGAACAGAUUAUGAAGUCUGUAUACUAUAUUGCCCUUCAAUAAUCAUUAGAUUUAGAUACAGAAGAUGGGCACAAAGACUAUCUGAUGCAAUAGUUCACACUACACGAUUUUUUCCCCUUACAACAAUCUUAGAACGUCUAACAUUUUAAGAUUGGACUUGCUAUAAUCGCAAUCGAUCAUCCUGUAGUGUGUGGUGUGUUCCGACUGACUGGGUCCAGUCGGUCCGCUUCGAUCUAAAUCAGGCAUAUUCAACAUGUUGGAUUGUCUUGGCCAGUUUAUCACUGCAGCGUGGGGGGGUUUUCCUGACUGGGAGCGAGAACGCAGCCUGUUGAAUGUGACAGGUAGCCAAUCAGAAAGCGGGAGGGGAA
Messenger RNA from Xiphophorus maculatus (southern platyfish), 4116 nucleotides. It is a transcript of the gene c2cd2, whose product is annotated as C2 calcium dependent domain containing 2. Lineage: Eukaryota; Metazoa; Chordata; Actinopteri; Cyprinodontiformes; Poeciliidae. The transcript is spliced from 13 exons. The coding region runs from base 502 to 2538 and encodes 678 amino acids. The record is from RefSeq and is a predicted model, not a curated record.